UGGCACCCCAGCAAAGCAAAAUGCCUCAGUUCCCAACAAGACUGCCUAGCCCCUACGGCUCUGACCGGCUGGUACGUCUGGCAGCCAGGCUCCGACCAGCCCUGUGUGACACCCUGAUCACCGUGGGGAGCCAGGAGUUCCCUGCCCACAGCCUGGUACUAGCAGGAGUGAGCCAGCAGCUGGGCCGCCGGGGCCACUGGGCUCUGGUGAAAGGCAUCAGUCCUUCCACCUUUGCCCAGCUUCUGUUCUUUGUCUACGGGGAGAGUGUUGAGCUGCAGCCUGGGGAACUGGGGCCCCUUGAGGAGGCAGCCAGGGCCUUGGGGGUGCAGGCCCUGGAAGAGGCGUGCAAGAAGGCUCGAAGGGACAGGGCUAGACAAGAGCUGGACCUAGGACUGAAGGAACAUCAGGAGUCAGAGACAUGCACAGGGGAUUCUGAGAGAGGACCGGGGGGCCACGGGGAGCAGCAGAGACCAGAGAAAUGUGUUGGAGCUGGUGGGAGAGAACAGGAGGCCUUCCGCAAGCACAGGCUACCAAGAGAGAGCCCUGAAAUGGCAGAGGUAAUGCAGGAGUGCCAGGGCGAGCAGAGGAGAUCAGAGGAGAAGGAAUCCAGCCAGCCCUGGGUUGGCCACAGAGAAGCAGACGGGGAGCAAGAAGUGGUCAUGUGGGUGAGGGAGAGUGUAGCCGGCCCUGGGGGAAAUCGGGAGGGCCCUGGCUCCCCUCCCCCACCAGGUUCCCUUCACACCAGUGGCAUUCCCAGGCCUUGGGGGGCCGGGGCGCCUUGGCCCAGGGAGGGCCAGCCUGCCCUGUGGAGCAUCCUGCUGUUGCGGCCCAGCUACGGCACUCCCUUCCCCCAUAGCGCCCCCCUCAGUGGAGCCUGGCAGGAGGUCUGGCCUUGGGACCAGAGGAUUCCACCACCCUUAAACCCCCACAAAGGGCUCUGGAACCAGAACCAGAUGGCCUGCUCCCACCCAGUCCCAGGGUCCUUCCCCCAGGGCCUGGCACAGCUCAGACAUGGGGAGAUGGAAGACGCUAGUCCCAGGCACACAGAUGCACUUGCAACCCAUGUGGGUCACGUGGGCACAGCAGGCCACCUGUCUCGCCAACACCCUCCCCAGCCGCCUCCUGCUCGAUCUCGGCCUUAUACUUGUUCAGUCUGUGGAAAGAGGUUUUCACUCAAGCAUCAGAUGGAGACACAUUACCGAGUCCAUACAGGAGAGAAGCCCUUCUCCUGCCGCCUCUGUCCCCAGCGCUCCCGGGACUUCUCGGCCAUGACCAAACACCUGCGGACGCAUGGGGCGGCCCCCUACCGCUGCCCUCUGUGCGGGGCCGGCUGCCCCAGCCUGGCCUCCAUGCAGGCGCACAUGCGCGGCCACUCGCCCAGCCAGCUCCCGCCCGGAUGGACCAUUCGCUCCACCUUCCUCUACUCCUCCUCCUCCUCUUCCUCCUCGCGCCCGGCCAGGGCCUCGGCCUCUCCUUGCAGUUCCCCUUCCUCCACCACUUGACCGAGUGUCGGCAGCUUCUUUGGCCUCAGUCAGGAAUACAAAAGACGGGCCGGCGGGCAGGCGAGGCUUCUGGUCCGGCACCGCGGCUAGGGCAGCCUAGCAAAUUCUGCUCCCAGAAGCCGCCGCAGAAAAGGGCACCAGAGUCCUCACCAGAUGACCGCGGGAAGCAGAAGCCUGGGCCAGCGAGCCCGUGCGGGGUGAGGAGACAGUGAAGUUUGCAAGAGUGAAAGUUAACUGUGUGGGGCCUGGCGGUUUUUCAUCACCCCAAAUAAAAGAGUUUCCUGUGCCUCCUCUCGGACAAGAAAGCCAAGUCCACACUGCGGUCUGUGCGCGGGGGUGGAGGCGGGUACCCAGCCUUGCCCCUUAUCCUGUAGCGGCCCCUGGUGGCCCGCGUCCGCCGUUCGACGCGGCGACUACCUCGUCCAUCCUCUGGGGCUCCCAGUCCUCCCCUGGAGGCACCGGGCGCGAGGGCUCGGUGUCCAGGCAGAGGGAGCAGCACCGCCCGGAGGGAGGCCUUCCACAGCGUGCUGCAGCGCGCGGGGUCCGAGUCUGGACGCCCCGGCCCAGGCCAAAAGAUCGCGUGCUUUCGGGGCGCCGCCUCUUCUGAGCACAAGGGUCGCCACGGCGCGGCCUCCGGCCCCUCCCUCCGUGCAGUGCGAAUCAGCCCGAGGGGCGUGCCUGCAACCGGGACCACCGCCGUACGCCCGUCCC
Molecule: messenger RNA, 2213 nt
Organism: Condylura cristata (star-nosed mole)
Lineage: Eukaryota; Metazoa; Chordata; Mammalia; Eulipotyphla; Talpidae
Gene: ZBTB32
Product: zinc finger and BTB domain containing 32
Exons: 5
Coding region: 21-1502 (493 amino acids)
Biological process (GO): regulation of transcription by RNA polymerase II
Cellular component (GO): nucleus
Molecular function (GO): DNA-binding transcription factor activity, RNA polymerase II-specific; RNA polymerase II cis-regulatory region sequence-specific DNA binding; protein binding
Source: RefSeq, a predicted model, not a curated record